AUGGCAUUAAGAGUUCUCUCUGCCCUGGCUAUAGCAAGCCUCGGCUACGCUAGUUCCCAGAGUUCCUGCAAGUGUACCCCAAAUGAUACAUGUUGGCCCUCCGUUGAUGCCUGGAACACUUUGAACACCACUGUGUCGGGGAAACUUAUCCACAAUCUCCCUCUGGCGAUUUCGUGCUAUCCCGGUGUUUACCAGAAUGACGAGGAAUGCGCCUAUGUCUACUCACAAUGGUACAAUUCUACUUUCCAGGAGCUUUCUCCUGUGGGAUACGUCUAUCCCACUGAUUCCACUUGCCCCCCAAUUGAUUUGAGUACGAGCGAAAGCUCCGGAACAUGCGUGCUGGGACCUGCCCCGGUCUAUACCAUCAAUGCAACAGAACCGGAAGAAUUGGCAGCUGGAAUGGCAUUUGCGCAGAAGAACAAUAUCCGUCUUGUUGUGAGGAACACAGGCCACGAUAUGCUUGGAAAGUCUGAAGGUUAUGGAGCGCUCCAAAUCUGGAUCAAGUACAUACAAAAAGGGAUUGUGGUUCAAGAUACUUAUUCACCGUCGAAUAAAUGCACGAAAAGUGAAUGGACUGGCUCUGCCCUUACUAUCGGAGGUGGCUAUGUCUGGGAGGAUGUCUACGACGUCGUCUUUCCGCGUAAAUUGACCGUUGUUGGAGGGGGUGACCCAACUGUUGGCUGCAUUGGAGGUUAUACUCAGGGAGGCGGCCAUUCCCCAGCCAGUCAUGAUUACGGUCUCGCUGCGGAUCAAGUACUGGAAGCCCAAGUGGUCCUCGCAGAUGGCACCCUCGUCACAGCCAGUGCUUGUCAAAACUCUGAUCUGUACUUUGCGAUUCGAGGUGGUGGUGGUGGCAGCUACGGAGUCGUCACUUCUAUGACUGUUAAACUAUAUCCCUCGAAGUCUGUCGUCGCUCAGUCUCUUGCCAUCAUCCCAUUGAGCAAUGAUACAGAUACACUGUUGGAGGCUGUGACUGAUAUUUAUGCUGAUUACCCCAGCCUCAUGGAUGCUGGUUUCUCGGGAUAUGGAUCAUGGUCCAUCAACAGCCCCCAAGUCCUCUUUGACGAUCAAACAGUUGGUUAUGUGCAUGCACUUGCAGCGAUGGGCAAAUCACUUUCGGAAGCACAGAGUGAUUUCAACCCACUUCUGCUCAAGCUGCAGAAAUAUAACGGCACGUCACUAUUUGUCUCGGUUAGCUGGUACCAAUUCCCAACCUACGCAUCAUACUACCAGGCCAUGUCUGGUGUCCACCAGUCUGUUGGAUCGGCAAACUCCGCAAUGACUUCCCGAAUGUUUAGCAAGGCUGCUCUUACUACCAGCCGCACUGCUCUUCGCAGCAUCAUUGGAAUCAUUGCUGGCGAGGAGGAGCAGUAUACCAUCAAUAGUGUUGAGCUUAUUGGUGGUGGUAAGGUUCUGACCGACGGCAGUGAUCCCUACUCUGGGCUCAACCCAGCUUGGAGAUCUACAUACAUUGUGAAUGUGGUUGCUAGAGGCUGGGCUGAUGAUUCAGAUGCCGCCACGGUCCAGAGCGUCAAAAACGACAUUACAUACGUCAAAGGCGGGGCAAUGAGACUUAUGACACCAUUUUUAGGCAGCUAUAUGAAUGAGGCCGACCGCAAUGAUCCACUGUGGGCGUGGGACUUUUAUGGAACCAAUUAUGCCCGUCUCGUUCAGAUCAAGGCCAAAUAUGAUCCCAAGGGUCUCUUCUACUGCCCUACCUGCGUGGGAAGUCCAUCAUGGUACCAGAAAUAUCUAGAUGGAAAGGAUUAUGGUCCUCUUUGUCCCACUGGUCUCUAA
Penicillium macrosclerotiorum is the source of this 1797-nucleotide messenger RNA. RefSeq lists its product as uncharacterized. Gene Ontology annotation, molecular function: FAD binding; oxidoreductase activity. The coding region runs from base 1 to 1797 and encodes 598 amino acids. NCBI's taxonomy places the organism in Eukaryota, Fungi, Ascomycota, Eurotiomycetes, Eurotiales, Aspergillaceae. The record is from RefSeq and is a predicted model, not a curated record. The transcript has 5 exons.